This is a messenger RNA of Heterostelium album PN500, 1128 nucleotides long. Its product is annotated as MADS-box domain-containing protein. The record is from RefSeq and is a predicted model, not a curated record. The transcript is spliced from 3 exons. Gene Ontology annotation, molecular function: protein dimerization activity; DNA-binding transcription factor activity, RNA polymerase II-specific; RNA polymerase II cis-regulatory region sequence-specific DNA binding. Gene Ontology annotation, biological process: positive regulation of transcription by RNA polymerase II. The coding region runs from base 1 to 1128 and encodes 375 amino acids. NCBI's taxonomy places the organism in Eukaryota, Evosea, Eumycetozoa, Acytosteliales, Acytosteliaceae.
AUGAAUAAUAACGGUCAACAACAACAGUACGAGAUUCUUCCGAAUGAAAUGUCGCCCGACGACUCACCACCAACCUCCGAGGAAGGUUCCGAGAAGAAGAGCGUCGAGAAGAAGUCUGGUCGUAGAAAAAUCAACAUUGAAUUCAUCACUGAGAAAUCGAGAAGACAUAUAACAUUCAGUAAGAGAAAGACGGGAAUCAUGAAGAAAGCGUUCGAACUGAGUACUCUGACCGGUACACAGGUACUGCUGUUGGUCGCCAGCGAAACCGGCCAUCCGAAGGAAAGCAACUCAUCCAGACCUGUCUCAACACUCCCGACAAUCCCAGCAACACAUCAUCGUCCAUCUCUAACAACAGUUCCUCCAACAAUGGCAACAACAACGACUCCUCCUACAACAACAGCAGCUACGAAGACAGCGAUACUCCACCACAAACCACCACCACCACCACCAACUCAUCAUCAUCAUCCUCCUCCAACACCAACACCGAAGAAAAAAGAGUUCAAGAGUAAUUUGUUUAUUAACUUUUAUUUCCAAUUUGAGAAGCUUUCAAAAUCUGCUUUGAAGCAGCAGGCGGCAGCUCAACAAGCAGCUCAACAAGCCGCAGCACAACAGGCAAUUCAACAACAAAUUUCACAACAACAAAGUCAAGCAGCUGCUCAGCUAUCGAAUUUAUCAUUGCUACAACAACAACAAGCAGCUCAGCAAGCAGCAGCACAACAACAGCAACAACAACAACAACAACAAGCAGCACAAAAUGGAUACACAGAAGUUCCACCAUAUACAUCAAUACCCUAUGGUAGUCAAGUGUAUUACCAACAACAACAACAACAACAGCCACAACAAAAUUCAUCGCCACAACAAAACUCAUCACAGCCACAACAACAAACCAAUAGAUCACAACCAAUCAUAGCAAACUCUACAUUUUCAAGUUCGAUUCAAGGUGGAUCCACUCACCCAAAUAUAUAUUUACCACCAUUUACACAAAGCAACCAACCACCAUACAAUGUGCCUUCAUUUUCAAAUGGUUAUGCCAACUCACCUCAACAAGUGGCCAGGUAUAAUCAAUCUCAUGUAAAUCUAUCUCACCAACAGCAACAGCAACAACAACAACAAGCUUAUAAAGAAUAA